Esox lucius (northern pike) is the source of this 2565-nucleotide messenger RNA. RefSeq names its product chromosome 9 C6orf120 homolog (gene c9h6orf120). Bases 1098 to 1658 code for a protein of 186 amino acids. The record is from RefSeq and is a predicted model, not a curated record. The transcript is spliced from 2 exons. NCBI's taxonomy places the organism in Eukaryota, Metazoa, Chordata, Actinopteri, Esociformes, Esocidae.
ACAUAUAAAGUGAACAAUUCAAUUGAAAUCAAACUGAAAUCUUUGAGGGGGGAAAAUAAGAAACUCACAAUAACGUGGUGCAGCUGGUCGCUGGCUGUGAUGGUAGAUGUACCAUGGCCCGGUGAGUCAGUGGAUGAGGUGUUGCUGCUAUUUCUUAUUCUGUGACCUGCCUGUGUUUCAGGUUUUAGAGUAAAAAUUUUUUUAGAGCUUUAGAGACCCAGGCACUCUGAGCUUGUUGACGAACCUGGACAUUAGACUAUCUUGUCCAGGUGUGAUAGGGCUGUGUGGAUGCCAGUGGACCUGGUGUUCUGUCCUUGAGCAAGGCAGUUAACCCAAAUUACUCCCAGGUUGUCGCUGGAAAUGUGUGCUCGUGGCUAACUUACCUGGUAAAAUCACACUUUUUUUUUUAAAUCUGCCAUGGACCUGCACUUAUUUUAGCCAUGAUCAGCCUUUAAUCAAUCUAUGGAUAUGGGCUGAGUGAAACAGGGCAGUGGUUAUUUGGUCAGGUCAGAUUUAAUACAGCUGGUCACAUAGCCUAGCACCUGGACGCAUUGGACAUGUCGGCAAAAACCCUUCUCAACUGGUGGCGCACACUCUUACGUGGCGGCCAGGGACCUUCUGGAGGGUACAGUGUUGGUGGCCUCAAAGAUAGCAGCAUAGAACAAGUUGCGAUUUUCUAGGCAGCAACUAGUGGAACUUGGUGUUGUUUCUGAGCUGUCGUAUUGAGAUUCUAUUUUCCAUACCUAAUGGAUUUCUGGAGCUUAUAUACCUUGUCAAGUUUUCUGUUUGAAUUGCAGUUUCCAUGUACCGUUGUUCGUAGCAUGAUGUGACUUUAGCCCGGUGGUUUGUUCCAUGUGGUCGGUCCUGUGAUACCUUCUCUGUCCUGUUAGGGGGCGCAAUUGGUGGUUGUAGUGAGAGAGUCCGGAAAUGGGAAGAAGAAGUGAACUUUACGACCAAUUCAUGCUUACGGUUGCUUGGCUAGCAAGCAUGCUGGCAAAACAAUUACUUAAUCUGUGAUUAUUAAACGAUGUGCAGGUGGUCAACAGAUGGUAGAAGGUGGGUGUCGUCCAGUCGGUGACUGACCGUCUGUCUCCACUAUGGCGCUGGGCUCCUGCGGCCUGUUGGCUGUGGCGUGCCUUCUGUCUCUGGCUGGGGGGUUCCUCUCUUUGGAGGAGGAGGAAGUCCUCCCUGAUGAGUGGGUACUGCUCCACGUCGUGCAGGGCCACGUCGGGGCGGGCAACUACAGCUACCUGCGGCUCAACCACGACGGCAGGAUCGUCCUGCACAUGCGCAGCCUCAAGGGGGACGCGGACCUCUACGUGUCCGACCAAACGCUUCGGCCAAACUUCGAGAACUACAAGCUGCAGUCGGCCACCUGCGGCCAGGACGUGGUGGUGGUGCCGGUGGACUUUGAGAGACCGGUGGGGAUUGGCAUUUACGGCCACCCGUCGCACCGGGAGAGCGAGUUUGACAUGAGGGUGUUUCAUGAUCAGACAGCACCGCAGGACUUGUUUGAUAAAAGCUCAUACCCCUCGCAGGAGGCCAGCGGGAAGGAGAGCUACUCGACUGCUCCUGAGGAUGACUUCCAGGAAGAGGAGUCCAUCUUCUGGACUAUUCUCAUUGGGAUUCUGAAGAUUGUACUUGAAAUUCUGUUCUAAGAAAUGUGCGCUACUGCUUGCUGCCUUUGUGCUUUCACAUUUGGUUUGAAGUAGAGCUGAGCAUAUUACUCGUUAAUCUCUGGCCUCCGUGAUCUGGAAAUUGGACAGAAAUGUACUUGUGGCCAAAGGGUGGAAAAUCAAAGUGAGUUUUUUUUGAUCAAACUUAUUUUCAUAAUUCAGUUGGUCAUCUUUUGAUUACUGAUGAAAUAGCCAUGCCAUAUUUUUCUUGUGAAUCCACCUUUUGGCUGAGUGUUACCUCUGUGAAAUGAUUGAAUCAAACCACUAAUCAAUGGUGUAGGAGUGUGUUCAAUAUUGUGGGGUACGCAUUUAAUAUUUUUCUCUGUGAUCUCAUUGGGGAGGACCAAUUUACCUGCUUCUAAAAUUGGGGUGGUGGGGGGGCAUUACGCCCUUGCCGCUAGUUCACAAUGUUGCGUACCUUAAUCCUUAUGCCAACGGAUUAAGACACCGGUUAUGAAAACCGUUAUAACAACUGUUCCAAGAAAAUACUAUGACCUAACAAGAGUUUUUAUGAUUGGUAGUGUCAUGUUUAGUUGACUUAAAGUGCUCCUUCAAAGAAAAUCAUUCUAUAACCCCAGGCCAAGGAGUUCAUGGAGUUUGGCCACUCUGUUGAGUGGGUAAUAAAUGGAGGUGACGGGCACUUCACUGAAAACUGUCAUUUUGAAUUCUAUUUUGCGUUUCCAUUUGAAAAUGUUUGCUCCCAUAUGUGCCUAAUGAACAAGACCUAGGUCUGAAUUAUGCAACAACUAAAUGUCAGUAUAGCUGUGAGCAGAGAUGUUAAACAGUGCCUUUUGAUCAGUCAUUUCCUGGGUGAAUGGCAAUGCAUCUCAAGCCAACUGAGUUAUUUUAUACAAUUUUCAAAUAAAGAUAAGUAAUUAUCUUUGCAAAA